GAAGAUUUAGUGGCUGACACAUGUUGUACACUUCCUCCCCGCGAGCCUUUUCUCAGUGCAAGAAAUAAAGAAACAAAAGCCCACCUCCGCAAAGACCUCCACACUGGAAUACUGGACCGAGGAUGACAAGAAACGGACCGUCAGAAAGUAGAGCACGUUCCCUGAGACAUGAGGGAAGAAUUUGACUGGAAGAGGUGGAUAUGUUGACACUUUUAAAGCUGCAUGAGAGAAGGCUUGAGUCAAAACUAACUUUGCUGACGGGGCCAAAAGAGUGAGGGAAGGGGUGAAAGUGGGUUAAUGUCGUGUGAGGGGACAGGAGGGGUGGACCCACAUGUACGGUGCAGGAAUGAACAUCACCCCAGCUAUGGCACCUCUGUCUCCAGGGCUGAGCAGCACCCCGCCACUGGCCUCCCUGUCGCCUGUGAAGACCACCUUUCAGUCUCUGGGGUCUCUGUCACAUGGAAUGUUUUACCCCUCACUUUCCAAGGGCUCCUCUGGCCAAGGGAAGUACUCCUCCUCGAGCCCCUUGCUGUCCUCCACCCACUCCAUUAUGACAUCCCCAAAGCUGUGGCAGAAAUCAUCUAUCUCAAGGCUUGCAGAGGAGUUUUUCUGGAUUGGUGGCAGUGUGGUUGCACAGCCUAAAUGGAGAUUGGGCCAGAUAGUGGAGAGGUGCAUGUGCACCAUGCAGACCGGCACCCAGAUGACCAAACUGAAGGGGAAGAAGAAAGGACUGGUCCGAUUCUUUUACUUGGAUGAACACAAGUCCUGCAUUCGGUGGCGGCCCUCCAGGAAACAUGACAAGGCUAAAAUAACUAUCGAUUCCAUCCAUGAAGUGUGCGAGGGGAAGAAGUCAGAGAUCUUCCAGCGGUACGCAGAGAACCGCUUCGACCCCAACUGCUGCUUCAGUAUUUACUACGGGGAGCGUGUGAAGUCUCUUGACCUCGUCUCCACCAACGGAGAGGAGGCCCGCACCUGGAUCACUGGACUCAAAUACCUCAUGGCUGGUAUCAGUGAUGAAGACAGUUUGGCCAGGAGGCAACGCACCCGUGAUCAGUGGUUACAACAGACCUUCUCCGAGGCUGACAAAAAUGGGGAUGGCGCUCUAAGCAUGGGAGAGGUUCAUCAGCUCCUCCACAAACUCAACGUGAACUUACCAAAGCAGAAAGUCAGAGAGAUGUUUCAAAAAGCAGACACAGAUGAGAACCAGGGCUCACUGGCAUUUGAGGAAUUCUGCUCUUUCUACAAGAUGAUCUCCACACGCAGAGACCUCUACCUGAUAAUGCUCUCCUAUAGCAAUCAAAAAGAAUUCAUGGAUCUAAAUGAUUUUGCCCGUUUUCUGGAACAUGAACAGAAGAUGGCAGGUAUAACCAGGGAACAUCUUGUCGAGAUUGUGGCCCAGUUUGAGCCGUGUCCUGAGAACCUGCAGCGUAUGGUGCUGGGCAUAGAUGGUUUUACAAAUUACAUGCGGAGUCCUUCGGGUGAUAUCUUCAACCCGCUGCACAACCAAGUGAACCAGGACAUGUCCCAGCCUCUGUGUAACUAUUUCAUCGCCUCAUCCCACAACACCUACCUGACAGGAGACCAGCUGCUCUCCCAGUCCCGAGUGGACAUGUACGCCUAUGUUUUACAGGCUGGCUGUCGCUGUGUGGAGGUGGACUGCUGGGAUGGACCAGAUGGGGAGCCCAUUGUGCAUCACGGUUACACCUUGACGUCAAAGAUCCUCUUCAAAGAUGUCAUUGAAACAAUUAACAAAUAUGCCUUCACGAAAUCACAGUAUCCAGUGAUCUUGUCUAUAGAGAACCACUGCACUGUGCCUCAGCAGAAGAAGAUGGCUCAGUAUCUAACAGAGGUGCUACAGGAAAAAUUAGACCUGUCUCACGUCAACAUUAAUGAAUGCAAGAAGCUGCCCUCCCCUGAGAUCCUGAAAGGAAAAAUCUUAGUCAAGGGGAAGAAGCUCCCAGCAAACCUUGAUGCUGAUGCAGAGGAGGGGGAUGUGUCUGAUGAAGACACUGGAGAGGAGGAAGAAGAGGAUGAGGAUGAGGAUGGUGAUUUAGAGGGUGAGAAUAGUACCAUUACCACUCAACCCAAAAAGAAAGCACGAUUUGGCAGAUCCAUCCUGAGGAGCUUCAAACGUAAGAGGAAAAAGAGAAUCCGUGUGAGAAGGAAGGUGAUGUCUGAUGGAGAAUCAGAGUACGGCAGCAGCAAGGAACGGACACAAAUUGUUUACCACACCAAGAAGAGGAAAACAAUGAGGUUGUCCCGAGCUCUGUCUGACCUGGUCAAGUAUACAAAAUCAGUCCGUGUGCAUGACAUAGAAACACAAGCUUAUGCAAGCAGUUGGCAGGUAUCUUCCCUAAAUGAGAGUGUUAUGAACCAGAUUUUACAGCUGAAGCCAGCUCAGCUAGUCCGUUUCAACCAGCGCCAACUUCUAAGAGUCUACCCUUCCAACUACAGAGUUGAUUCAAGCAACUUCAACCCACAGCCAUACUGGAAUGCGGGAUGCCAUAUGGUUGCAAUGAAUUAUCAAACAGAGGGCCGGAUGCUUGAACUGAACCGAGCCAAAUUUUCAAGCAACGGCAACUGUGGAUAUAUUCUGAAGCCCAAGUGCAUGUGUAAAGGUGCCUUUAAUCCUAUAUUAGAGGAUCCUCUACCAGGACACAGAAAGACUCAGUUAGUUCUGAAGAUCAUCAGUGGACAACAGCUUCCCAAACCCAAAGACUCAAUGUUUGGAGACAGAGGAGAGAUUAUUGAUCCUUUUGUCGAAGUUGAGAUUAUCGGUCUACCUGUGGACUGUGCCAAGGAGCAGACCAGGGUGGUGGAUGAUAAUGGAUUCAAUCCCAUGUGGGAGGAAACCCUUGUCUUCAAUGUUCACAUGCCACAGAUCGCCCUGGUGCGUUUCCAGGUGUGGGAUCAUGAUCCCAUUGGACGAGAUUUCAUUGGACAGAGGACUAUAGCUUUUACCAGUAUGAUGCCAGGUUACCGACAUGUGUACCUGGAGGGCAUGGCGGAGGCAUCCAUCUUUAUUCACGUUGCUGUAAAUGAUAUAACAGGAAAGGUUAAGUCUACAAAUGCAGUAACUGCAGCCAAGAAACACAUCCAAAAAGCAGCCCAGAAACAUAUCAAGGCUCAUCAACGGCAGCCUUCUGUGGACUUGUCUAUCCAGUCCUCAGAAGAUGGACGCCAGCUGCACUUCCGCAGGGACAUGGAUUCCUUCUCUCAGGACAGCAGGAAUGGGGAAAUGUCUCCCCUAGUAUUAGGGCCGGCAGCCAAGGCUGCUUUCCACAAAGGAAUCAUGAGUGAGCCAGUGAGACGUGCUCACAGAGUUAAAAUCAACGAAUCACCAGAGACAAGGAAGGGGAUCCUCCGCCGGAUGUCCUCUACUGUCUCCAACUCAGGGGUGGUGGUUCCAUGUGUGAAAGGGGAAAGCUCUGACCUCGAGACCUCUUCCCAGGCCUCUUGUCCUGAUAGUCCUGUUUUUGAAAGCCAAACUCCAUUUGAAGCAGAGUUGGAGAGUCAACCUAAAGCCCAACAGCCAAAAUGGGUAGACCAUCAGAACCCUGUUCAGACAUUUGAACCCAAGUGGCCUGAGCCAGCUGAGGAAUUAGCAACUGAACCAAAGCAAGAUAAUGAAAUUGUUCCUGAACCUCAGUUAGAAUCAGGAGCUCAGACUGAUUCAGUCCCUCAGCCCGAAACUAUGAUGCAGCCUCUGCCCAAGCUUGAAGCCAAAUUCUUUCCGCUUAUCCCUCCAUCGUCCCCUGCAAGGGUUAGACGGACCUUGGAGACUCCAGCCAACCCACGCCCAUCCAGCCCCAUAUGCAGAAAGGCCCGGUCGUGCAGUUGCCCACGAAAACAGACUACCUCUCCCCAGACACCAAUGAUGAACCGUAAGCCUGCUUCCAACUGGCAGCCACAGCCUGCGCAAAACUAUGGCAGCUACAGCAACCAGGUGAAGCCUAUACCCAAUGGUCUCUGCCUGUCUGACAGUGCAUCCAGCAGCAACGGCAGCAUCAGCAGUCUGGACUUUGUGCCACCCUGUGUGCCAACUGGUGGAGAGCAGCGUGAGGGCACUUUGCAGAGGGAGAUGAAUGCUCUUUUUGACCAGAAGAUCAAAGAGAUCCGCUGUAAAUCGCCACUUUUUAUGAACGAUCAUGCUACAAUUUGAAUAAGUGACUGCAAGGAUACCAAGGUCUUAGAAAAGAAGAAGACAAAGAAGAAGGAAAAACAACAACAACAUCAACAACAACACAAACAAGUGACAGGAGGAAGUGGAAGAUCAAAAAGAAUUGAAAGACAACACUAAUGAAGGGAAAAUAUAUUUCUAUUCAUACACAUAAAUUGGUAAAACAUUACAUAGAUGUUCAACAAAUGUUCAACAUUUUCCUUGCUAGAAAAAGAUAAAGCAAAAGUACACAAUUAGACUGUCUUUAUUAUUUUUAAAACUACUGUAAUGUUUACAGACAACAGUAUUUGACAUGUGAAAUGAUAUUUUUAUAAAUGUGACAGUAACAAAAACAUAUUUUUGUACUGUUAAAAAAAACAGAACAGUGGAUUCUGUUUUUCAUAUUGCUGAAACUGUGUGACGCCAUUGCCAACAGUACAAAACUGGACGGUAUAAAAGUAUACUGCAAAGUCAUAAAAAACUGCAACUUUAGAAAGUACAAAGUAUGUAUAAUACUACUUGUUACUCAGAUAAUCCCUUUUCACAUGUAAACAUGUAUCAUAUUAACAAUGAUUUUAUAACACUCAUCUAUAAUUCAUGCUUUUUCAUUGCAAUUAUAUAGGUCAUACUUCUAAGUUAAUAAACUGUUUUUUU
Myripristis murdjan (pinecone soldierfish) is the source of this 4813-nucleotide messenger RNA. RefSeq names its product phospholipase C, eta 2b (gene plch2b). The transcript has 22 exons. NCBI's taxonomy places the organism in Eukaryota, Metazoa, Chordata, Actinopteri, Holocentriformes, Holocentridae. The coding region runs from base 332 to 4162 and encodes 1276 amino acids. The record is from RefSeq and is a predicted model, not a curated record. Gene Ontology annotation, molecular function: phosphatidylinositol-4,5-bisphosphate phospholipase C activity; calcium ion binding. Gene Ontology annotation, biological process: phosphatidylinositol metabolic process; release of sequestered calcium ion into cytosol; phosphatidylinositol-mediated signaling.